Molecule: messenger RNA, 1668 nt
Organism: Colletes gigas
Lineage: Eukaryota; Metazoa; Arthropoda; Insecta; Hymenoptera; Colletidae
Gene: Syngr
Product: synaptogyrin
Exons: 9
Coding region: 170-1351 (393 amino acids)
Cellular component (GO): synaptic vesicle membrane; neuromuscular junction
Source: RefSeq, a predicted model, not a curated record
UGUUUACCCUGACUUGUCACAGAGUUUUGUGUUUCGUAUUACGUAUUAAAUGAUGAAUUAAUUAAAUAGUAACAUUUGUUUACAUCUUCGGUAUAUUUUAUUUAGUAUACAUGAAUAUUUAUACAAUUAUUAAGUCAGAGACCUCCGACUUUUAGUAUUACUUGAAAUCAUGGAUAAUUACAAUGAUCCUCUUAGUUUUACUAAACGAACAGCUACCCUACUGCAUGGUUUGGGUGCACCUGAAUUAAUACCAGAAUGCAAAAAAAGAAAUAUAUCAACUGACGUACUGCAUAAGCUCAGUACAAAGGAAUUUACAAUAUUAGGCAUCAGUCCUGAAAAGGGCGAAAAAAUAAAGAAUGCUUUAAACGUAAAGAAAGGAUUUGGCAUCCCUAUAGCAAAUGUUUCGGACAGGCUUCAACAUUGUCUUGAGAUAAUUAAGCAUGAAGAGCAACAUUUAUCUCUGAUACAAGCAUUUGUAGCAUACUGUAGAUUAAGGCUUGUAAAAGAGAGAAUUAAUAUAUUUGUUAAUCCCAACAAAUGUUUAAGUGCUUCUGAGAUAUUACCAAUUUCUGUUAAUGCAACAUUGAUAGAACUGGAAGAAGCAGAACAAAAUCUUUCUGAACUGGAAAAAUUCAUCCUAAAGCUCAGUCGCACUAAGAUGGACGGUGGAGCGUACGGCGGAGGAAAGGCAGGAGCCCCUUUCGACCCUAUUGCCUUCGUUCAAAGGCCUCAAGUCAUCUUAAGAGCAGUAAGCCUGCUCUUUGCAAUAAUUGUGUUUGGAUGUAUAAGCAACAAGGGGUACCAUAGUAAAGACGGAAAAGAGGUAUGCAUCUACAACGAAGACCACAACGCCUGUAAUUAUGGAAUAGGAAUUGGAGUACUUGCCUUCCUUGCCAGCAUUGGGUUUCUCGUCGGGGAAUACCUCUUUGAGCAGAUGUCCUCUGUUAAGACCAGGAAGCACUUCGUCCUUUUUGACUUGGGAUUUUCAGGUUUCUGGGCAUUCCUUUACUUCGUCGGAUUCUGUUACUUAACCAACGCUUGGAACAAUUCAAACACACCGCCUAAUCACUAUGGAGUGAACAAUGCUCAAAGCGCUAUCGCCUUUUCCUUCUUCUCCAUUUUUACCUGGGCCGCCUGUGCUUGGUUCGCCUUCCAAAGAUUCAAACAAGGAACCGACGCCGCUUUCGCGCCCAGCUAUGAGGCAGAUCCUGUCGGUGGAACAGGAUAUACAAGCUACCCCGACGCGAAUGAUACCGGCUACCAAGAUCCACCUUUUGGCCAACAGCAGCAGCAGCAGCAGCAACAGCAGCAACAGCAACGGAUGCCUGAUUUCCAAGCUCCGGCUUACUAACCCCUUCAGACAUAAUCUAACACUAUCGACACAACGCAAGAAACAAUAGAAAAAAGAAGACAGAGGCUCCGCGUGAUACUCUACGAUCAUUCGAUAGGUCAUUGAGCAAUGUCGAUAGAGUAAGUUUUCAUAGUAAGACAACUAUAGUGAAUGAAAGGGAAACGGAAAUGGGCAAAGGAGACGGGCGAGGGAGGAGAUAGAGGAAGCAGGGCUAGUAGGAGUGAAAAAGGAGAGAAAGAGCGAAUGCGAGAGCGAGUGUAUGCGUAUGUAUGCGUAUGAAAGAGUAUAAUGAAUGUUUGGGUAUAUGUACGAAAGAC